Messenger RNA from Gigantopelta aegis, 1917 nucleotides. RefSeq names its product zinc carboxypeptidase-like. The transcript has 7 exons. Gene Ontology annotation, biological process: proteolysis. Gene Ontology annotation, molecular function: zinc ion binding; metallocarboxypeptidase activity. The record is from RefSeq and is a predicted model, not a curated record. NCBI's taxonomy places the organism in Eukaryota, Metazoa, Mollusca, Gastropoda, Neomphalida, Peltospiridae. Bases 229 to 1545 code for a protein of 438 amino acids.
AAAAAGUCGAAUGGGUUGUUUGUGAAUUUUAUAGCUGAAAGUCGACUCAAAUAUUGGUAUAUAAUCUUACGAGUUUCUCACUAAAGAGUUACUGAUUUACUAUGAGAAUGAUAAAAAAAAUUAUAUAACAUUUUGUUUUAUGAAAAUGGAAGAUCAGAGUGUCACAACAUAAAUGAUCUUCGUUGCAGUAUCGACACACAGUAUAACAGCUAUUGCCAGCUAGGAAUAAUGAAGUUGCGUUAUUUCCAUCAAUGUAAAAUUUUCAACUGUUUUUAUGCCACUUUAAGUUCGCAUAUUCUUGUUUUGGUUUUGUUGCUGUACUCGGGACAUGGAGUUGAUGUCAAACCUCAAAAAGAACCAUACCUUCCUGACUAUGAAGUAUAUCAUAAUUUAUCAACUCUCAACAUUUUCAUCCAAAAUAUGGCAGCAUCAUUUCCAAAUUUUGUGAAAGUUGAUUGGACAUACAAGUCUUUACAACACCGAUCUCAGUAUCUGCUUCAUGUCACAAAUUUUUCCUCAAGUAAAAAUUAUUUCAUUCAUGAUGGAAUGGAAGUUAGGAAAAUACAGAUCCUAUUUUCCUAUGGUGAACAUGCACGUGAAUUCUUCCCUGUUGAAAGUUUAAUAUUCUUGUUGAAAAACAUAACUCAGGGAGCUUCUGCUCUUUCAGAAAGUUUUCAGUAUAAAUUUUCAAAGUUUAUAUUAACUAAUUUUGAUUUAUACAUUAUUGUAAUGGCAAACCCUGAUGGUAGAUUUUAUGUCGAAAUGUCUGACAAUUACUGCUGGCGAGGAACAAGUAAAGGUGUUGAUAUCAACAGAAACUUUGGAUGGGAGUUUGGAAAGAAAGGAAGUUCUUCAGAUCCAAAUGAUGAAGAAUACAGAGGACCAUCAUCGUUUUCAGAACCUGAAACUAAAGUGUUUACUACCAUCACAGAAAGAAAUAACUUUGAUGUGUUCAUAUCCUUCCAUUCCGGAACUCGUCAGAUUUACCUACCAUUUGCAGAUACUCGGUCAAAAUUAACACAUCGAAUUCCAGACAAUCUUAUUACAUUGACUAAACUGGCAUCUGCAUUAUCGGUCUCAACAGCACACAAGUACCAGUUUGGCAGAACGUCUGAGCUGACCGACUACACCGCUGAUGGGACAUCAUUUGACUAUAUGGCUGGUGUAAAACAUAUCCCAUUAACCCUUGCCAUUGAGCUGUGGGGGAGAAAUAAUCAUGUUGGGCCCAGCUGCUUUGAUCAGUUUAAUCCUCAGAGUGAACAGCUUCAAAGAGAGAUUUCAGAUAUACAUCCACUUUAUGUGACCUUCUUUCAAUUUACACUCAAGUGGAAAACAUCUUCUGUUAUUAAACAUCAAGUACAGUCACUUUCAAGCUUUAUUCAAGUGCAUUACCUUUUGACUGGAUGUCUGCUGAUUGGAAUCAUUGUGCUGCUUGUUCAAGGGAGGCUACUCUUCUGUCACAGAUUGUACUCAAGAAAGCAUAUUAUUAGUCUACGGUCUUUGAGUUCCACUUUGACUUACUGGGGAUUUAUUAAAUCUGUUUAAAAACAGUGUAUGCAUUGCAUAAUUACUGGUAUCACAUUACUAACACAAUAUGUUUUAUGAAUUUAAUUUUAAUUUUUUAAUUUUUAAUUAAUCUCAUUUUAUAUUUUACUAAUAAUUAUUUAUAUUUAUUUAAUGUUUCAAACUCUUGGUCUAUUGUUUUAAAAAUUUGAUGUAGGAAAUAGAAAAAGAGAACAUUUUGAAUGUUCUUUUUUGCAGGUAACAUUAUGUCGACUACUCUGCAAAUACUAAAGCCCUCUUAAAGCCGCACACCCUAGUUCCAUCCAGCGAAAAUAAAUUAUAAUUUGGUUAAUCUACAAACCUGUAAUACACUUAGAUCACGUUUUUAUCAAAUGGAGUGAAAAAGUAGGUUUU